Molecule: messenger RNA, 2333 nt
Organism: Jaminaea rosea
Lineage: Eukaryota; Fungi; Basidiomycota; Exobasidiomycetes; Microstromatales
Exons: 2
Coding region: 27-2333 (768 amino acids)
Biological process (GO): regulation of transcription by RNA polymerase II
Cellular component (GO): nucleus
Molecular function (GO): RNA polymerase II cis-regulatory region sequence-specific DNA binding; DNA-binding transcription factor activity, RNA polymerase II-specific
Source: RefSeq, a predicted model, not a curated record
CUCACUUCCUCACCACAUUCAUCGCCAUGCCCAGGGCAAAGAGGAAGUCGACAGGCGUCAAGGUCGAGUCAGAGGCAGCAGACCCAAUUCUUCAGCACCACGAUCCUUCAUCCUCCUCUUCGGCAACAACUUCAAAUCUAGACGCAACUGCCUCCCACCUAGCAGGAUACUACGUCCCAGCUGUAGCUCCAUCCGACGUCUCUACCAGCGGAGAUGAGGAUGACGAGGCUUGGAUGACGAACGACGCUAGCGGCGAGCAGGACGCAACAGGACCAACUAAUCAGCACCAACAGCACGGCGGAGCUCAGAGCGAUGAUGACGAUGAUGACGAGGGAGCAGGUGGAGCUGCUAGCUCUGGUGCAAAGAACAAGAAGGAGGCGACGUGCAGAUGGAAUGAUUGUGGCCAUAUAUUCGCCGAUAUGAUCAAGUUCAUUGACCACUUGCACAACACUCACGUAGGUACCACGCGCAACAAAUACGCCUGCGAAUGGACAGGCUGCUCGCGUCGAGGGAAACCUCAGACAAGCCGAUUCGCCUUGCUAUCGCACUUGCGAUCCCACACGGGCGAGAAGCCCUUCACCUGCCCAAGGCCAGACUGCGACAAGAGCUUUACCCGCUCCGAUGCCCUAUCAAAGCAUAUGCGCGUACAGCACGACAUCAUGCCGGCGCCUGCUCGAGGAGGAAGGAUCUCUGCUGCAGCAAUGGCCGAGAGGGCUGCUGCUGAGAAGGCGGCAGCGGAGGGGAGGUCGCUCCCGCCAGCAUCUGGGGCGGGGGCGGGGACGAGGAGUAGUACCAGGCGAUCAGCGAUGGCUGCUAGUGGCAGCACCGAUGCCACGACGUCGCUUGACGAGGAGCUCCUAGGCCUCGCGGGGGACUUGCCGUCCUCAUCCCACUCUUCGUCCAGCAUGUCCACCGCCGCUCAAAUAGCAGCCAACGCAGAGGCUAUGCCCGGUGACAAGCUACACUGGAGCUACGAAGCCAUGUUCCCCCCUGACGAGAGCAGCGAGGCACAGCAGCAACAGCAACUUCAGCAACAGCAGGCAGGUGCCCAGCCUGGCUCUUCAGCUGGCCAGCCUCAACCCAACACGGGCUCAUCAGGCUUCACAGAUGAAGAGCUAGGCAUCGAACGCUACUCCUCCAUCCGCAGGCGAAUUCCCCUCUCCUGGGUGGACGGGACACUAGAAGACUGGAACCCUACGGUCGGCGCGUCUGCCGUGGCUGUUGACCCGGCAUCCAGACCGGAGCUCCAGUAUCCGCAUGACGAUCAAGAGGCCGAGGCCGAGGCCAAUUUGGUGCUGGAGAGAGGCAGGAAAGCUUGGGUCAUGGAGAUGAGCAGGAGACAGGCGGAAGAGUUCAAGCAAGCUGGUGGGUCCGGAGGGGCUUUCAUGGGGAAGGGGCAGACGCCUGCAAAGAAGCAAGCGGAUGGCAACGCAGCAGCUGGACCGUCGACGGCUGGCGCAUUCUACGAUAGCGACUCGGACAUGUCCGACGUCAGCGGACCUACACAAGAGCCGGCUGCGGCAACCGCUCCUGCGUCAAUCCCAGCAGACUCAACGACAACAGCAGAGGUACCAAACAGCGGUCGACCAAAGAGGCAGAUCCGCCCACCCGCCGGCCGUCACCUCGAUGAGACUUCCGGCGCCGGCGGUGAUACGAGCGUGGGGAACGCCUCACUCAACAGCAUGCAGGUCGACGAGGAUCCGACAGCAGCAGGGGUUGGUCGUGCUAGGACGCUCGAGGAAGAAAGCGUUCUCUCCUCUGCCCCGUCGUCACCCACAGCUCAUGCGAUAAGUAGCUUUGACGCUUCGGCGACCACUGCUCCCGCAUCAGCGGCGCCACACCACCUUUCACGACGCCAAGCGGCUCCCGCCCGCACCACAGGCCCCUUCUCCUCCUCCUCCUCCUCGAGCGGACCCCUUCUCUCCACUCUUAUUCGAGCCCACCUGAUCGAGUCAUCCAAGCUCUCCCUCGCUCAAGCAGAGAAUAAGCGCCUCGUGACUGACCUAGAGUCCAGCCUGCACGAGUUGCGCGACUUGAUGUGGGAGAAGAAGAGGGUUUUGGAGGCCGUUCUAGAGAUAGAAUUGGGGGCCGACGUGAAGGCUAUCUUUGAGCCGGGAGCUGAGGAGCAGCAGGAGGAGGAGCAUGCGACCCAUCAGGAGGAGGGCAUGGGCAUGGGCAUGGAGAUGGAUCCUAACCAGCACGAAGGCCAUCAUCACGACAUGUCCUCUUAUGGCGAUUCAGCAAGCGCAGUGGCGGCGGCAGCAGCUGCUUUGCAGCAGCAGGCUGCGCAUCAGCAUGCGUAUCCGCCUCAACAUCAUGGCCAGGCUGUCUAG